This is a messenger RNA of Cololabis saira (Pacific saury), 2182 nucleotides long. RefSeq lists its product as uncharacterized. Bases 20 to 2182 code for a protein of 720 amino acids. The record is from RefSeq and is a predicted model, not a curated record. The transcript is spliced from 3 exons. Gene Ontology annotation, molecular function: catalytic activity. Lineage: Eukaryota; Metazoa; Chordata; Actinopteri; Beloniformes; Belonidae.
AUGCAGGGUCCAGGCCAGGAUGCAGAGCUGUAGUUUAACAGGGCUGGAGGCGAGGCUUAGUCAGUUAGAGGUGCCUAGCAAAAUAGAAGUGGUUGCAGUUCCCCGCCCUCCAAAAGUUCACCAGGUGCAGCGUUAUAGAGGCGUUAACCAAGAUAACCUUGUAAAAAUUAAAACCAAUGCACAUUUGGUACCAAUUACAGACCGAAAAAUUAGAUGCGGACUACUAAAUAUACGAUCAUUAAGCUCUAAGUCUCUGUUAGUAAAUGAUAUAAUUACAGAGAGCAGGAGUGAUAUUUUCUGCUUAACAGAAACAUGGUUACAGGAGGAAGAGUAUGUUAGUUUGAAUGAAUCAACUCCGCCCGGCUACUUUAAUCAUCACAUUCCUAGAAGCACGGGCCGAGGCGGAGGAGUCGCAGCAAUUUAUAACUCCGGUCUCCAAACAAAAAUUGAACCCAAGUGCAACUAUAAUACAUUUGAAAGCCUCAUGCUUGGUCUGAAAUUUCCGAGCCGGAAAUCAGAGAAGCCAGUUGUGUUAGUGGUAGUGUACCGGCCCCCUGCUGGUGCGUAUCUGGAGUUUUUGUCUGAAUUUUCAGAUUUCCUUUCUGGAUUAUUGAUCAGCACAGAUAAAUUCAUCAUAGUGGGUGAUUUUAACAUUCAUAUGGAUGUUGAAAGCGAUAAUCUUAAAUUAGCCUUCGAUUCUCUUCUAGAAUCAAUGGGUAUCUCACAAAAAGUGGAUAAACCGACGCACUGUUUUAAUCAUACUCUCGAUCUCGUUCUCACCUACGGUGUUGAAACUGAUGGUCUGUUGGUGUCACCUGUAAACUCCCUUUUAUCCGACCAUUACUUAAUAACGUUUGAAUUUAAUUUUGUUGAUGUUGAAGUGCAAAAUAGGAGGUAUUAUUUUAGCAGAUGUUUGUCUGAUGAAGUUAUUGUUAAAUUUAGGGAGGCCAUUGCUUAUCUUACGACAGUGCGAAAUAGUGAUGUAGUCGAGGCCAGUGACCUGGGUUCUACCUCUGCAGAUGUUGAUUUCCUUGCUAGUAACACUGCUGAUUUGUUGCAUUCAGCUUUAGAUGAAGUUGCUCCUUUGAAAAGGAGGGUUUCUAGCCACAGGAGCUUAACUCCCUGGUACAAUUCAGAUAUCCGCAUGUUGAAACAAAACGUGCGUAAAAUGGAAAGGAAGUGGUACUCUUGUAGGUCUGUAGACUCUCAUCGUGAAUGGAAAGAUAUUCUAAUAGUAUAUAAAAAAGCCAUUCGCAAAGCCAGAACAGCUUAUUAUUCAACGCUGAUAGAGGAUAACAAAAGUAACCCACGUUUUCUGUUCAGCACUGUAGCCAGGCUGACAAAGAGUCACAACUCUGUUGAGCCGUGCAUUCCUGCAGCUCUCAGUAGUGAGGACUUUAUGGGCUUCUUCAACAGUAAAAUCGCGAGAAUUAGAGAAGAAAUCAACCAGCCGGUUGUAGGUGUUUCUUCAGCUUUAGCGACUUCCCUAGGCUCUGACUUGUCUCUAGACUGUUUUGAUCCUAUAGACCUCCCUGAGCUGACUUCACUCGUUAAUAGAGCUAAGUCAACCACAUGUAUGUUAGACCCCAUCCCGACUCGUCUAUUCAAACAUGUUUUUUCUCUUAUUGGUACGACAAUACUGGACCAAAUUAACCUAUCCCUAAGUUUAGGAUAUGUACCACAGGUUUUCAAAGUCGCAGUAAUUAAACCUUUACUUAAAAAACCUUCUCUUGACCCAGACACCUUAGCUAAUUAUAGACCAAUUUCCAACCUUCCAUUUGUGUCUAAAAUUCUGGAAAAGGCAGUUUCAAGCCAGUUAUGUGACUAUUUGUAUAGAAAUGAUCUGUUUGAAGUCUUUCAGUCAGGGUUCAGAAUGCAUCAUAGCACAGAGACAGCACUUGUUCGAGUCACGAAUGACCUCCUUAUGGCCUCAGAUAAGGGAUUAGUGUCCAUACUGGUUCUACUGGACCUCAGUGCUGCUUUUGACACUAUAGAUCAUGGCAUUUUACUGCACAGGUUAGAGCAUGUUGUUGGGAUUAAAGGGACAGCUCUAUGUUGGUUUAAAUCAUAUCUAUCUGACAGGUUCCAGUUUGUUCAUGUACAUGAGGUUUCUUCAGAACAGUCAAGGCGUGCUCCAGCAGUGGGUGCAGCGCUUUACGAGCGGCUGCAGGCUGAGAAGUGA